AUGAGCAAAGCCGAUCCCAAGAACCCACCCUCUGUGCCUGACGGUUGGGUGGCCAAGUACGACGAGAAAUACAAGACAUACUUUUAUGUUGAUCUAGCAACCAAGAAAUCGCAAUGGGAAGCUCCCAGUGGCACGAAGUUUGCCGGUGACGACGUCCCCCCUCCAGCAUACGCACCUCCGGAACUGAGACCAGUAGAGAAGACAUCCUCAAGACAAUCCCAACAGCUGCAACAACUGCAAUACUCGCAACAGCUGAGACCUUCGGGUAACCAAAGGGCUUACGGUGGAUACCAGCAAGGCUAUCAACAAGGUCCUCCUCAGGGCUACGGUGGGUAUCCUCCACAACAAGGCUACCCUCCACAAGGGUAUCCUCCACAGCAAGGCUACUACCAACAAUAUCCUCCACAACAAGGCUACUACCAACAACAGCAACAACCACAACGUCAAAGUAACAAGUUUGGCGCGGGAUCCAUGGCUAUGGGUGUCGGUGGAGGUUUGUUGGGUGGUAUGCUUUUGGGUAGUGCCAUCAACAACUGGGAAGAUCAUGAACAAAUGGAAGGCUACCAGGAUGGCUACCAGGAUGGCUACCAGGAUGGUGGAAACGACGACUACGGAGGAGGUGACUUUGGAGGAGGUGAUUUUGGCGGAGGUGACUUCUGA
Messenger RNA from Scheffersomyces stipitis CBS 6054, 660 nucleotides. RefSeq names its product WW domain-containing protein IFU5 (gene IFU5). Lineage: Eukaryota; Fungi; Ascomycota; Pichiomycetes; Serinales; Debaryomycetaceae. Gene Ontology annotation, molecular function: protein binding. The transcript has a single exon. The coding region runs from base 1 to 660 and encodes 219 amino acids. The record is from RefSeq and is a predicted model, not a curated record.